This is a messenger RNA of Alternaria atra, 1245 nucleotides long. RefSeq lists its product as uncharacterized. The transcript is spliced from 2 exons. Bases 1 to 1245 code for a protein of 414 amino acids. Gene Ontology annotation, cellular component: cytoplasm. Lineage: Eukaryota; Fungi; Ascomycota; Dothideomycetes; Pleosporales; Pleosporaceae. The record is from RefSeq and is a predicted model, not a curated record.
AUGAGCACACACGACGCGAUGCGCGACGACACCGCCUCGGCGCCCGUAGAGGUGGGGUACAGAGAGCUGCCCUUCCCGCCAGUCACCAAAGAGCACAUCUUGAACUGCUCAUACCACAAGUGGCAUCCUAAAUACCGCGGGGUAACACCAAAAGCGCGCCUCAUUCCGCUCCCAACGGCCUUCCUCGACUACCUCCGAUCGGACGGCAUCAUCCUGCCCCCCGACGAGACCGACGACCCUUCGUGGUCAGACAAUGACAGUGGCAUCUUCUCGGGCGCCGACAACAACGACGAUGAUGAAAACGAAAGCCCAGACCCCAGUGCCAACUGGCGCGACACUCACGAGGCCAUCGAGCGUACUAUCGAAGAGCUGGGCGGCAAAGUCGCGCCCAAGCUGAAUUGGAGUGCGCCGAAAGAUGCGACUUGGAUAGCCGCAACCAACAGCAUGGAGUGUCGAACACCAAACGACAUCUACCUACUGCUAAAGAGCAGCGACUUUGUCACCCACGAUCUGGCCCACGCCUUCGAUGACACAGCCGACCAAUCUACAACACCAGAUCCAGAGAUUCCAUACCACCUCGUCUUAAGGAAGUGGAUUACACUCAACCCUAGUGUUGAGUUCCGAUGCUUUGUACGGAACCGACGGCUGAUUGCCCUCUGCCAGCGGGAUCUAAACCAUUUUGACUUCUUAUUCAACAUGCAGGACAAGCUGCGCGAUACUAUCCAAGACUUCUUCGACGCGAAACUGCGCGACACCUUCCCUGAUCCCAACUUUACUUUCGACGUAUACGUACCGCCACCGCAUGACAAAGUCUGGGUCGUCGACUUCAACCCGUGGGCUGUGCGGACUGAUCCUCUGAUUUUCUCAUGGAUGGAACUUCUUACCAUGGAGGUACCUGAUGCAUCCUCAUUUGAGGAGACAACUGUGCGCCUGAAGAUCGCCCAGCCAGGAGACAAAAGCGAGCCGGUUCAGGCAAGUGGUGACAACGUAGACGAGGACGAAGACACGGAUGAGGAUGAGGAUGACAUCGAAGAGCUAUGGCAACCAGAAUUCCGGCUCAUAAGAAGAGACGACCCAGAAGCAUAUGGUUUCUCGACUCCGCAGUACAGUGCACAUAAGCUCCCUAGAGACGUCGUGGAUGCAAGUAGUGGCGGAGAAGGUCAACUGCGCGAGUUUGCGAUGCAGUGGGAGGAAGCGCAGAAGUUGGCUGAGCAACAACGAGCCGAGGACAGUGAAGACGAUUAG